Molecule: messenger RNA, 505 nt
Organism: Paramecium pentaurelia
Lineage: Eukaryota; Ciliophora; Oligohymenophorea; Peniculida; Parameciidae
Source: the annotation of a GenBank genome assembly
CAUGAUUUUAGUACUAUUGGUUAAUCUAAUUUUGGCAACAGGUAAACUAAAAUAACAUCAUUUAAAUCAUUAAGUGAUGUUCAAAAGAGAAUCAAAUGUGGUUGUAUUGGAUUAUGAAAAUUUUGAUGCAGCUUUAAUGAGAUUUGAAGUUUUAUUAGUAGAUUUCUUUGCACCUUGGUGUCCACAUUGGUAAUUAUAUUUUUAAAAGUAGUUAAAAUUUAAUGCCAGAAUUUGAAGAAGCUGCUUAUUAAUUUAAAGAAAAAAAGAGCAAAAUAACUUUAGCCAAAGUUGAUUGUACUCAUGAAUCAGCUCUUUGUGAUUCAUUUUAAGUUAGAGGUUAUCCAACUCUAAGAAUUUUCUAUCAUGAUAGAAUAUAUCAUUAUCAUGGAGAUAGAAACUCAAAGGGAAUUGUUGAAUUUAUGGAAAUGCAUUUAGAAUAAGAAGAAGAAAAAGAACAUAAAUAAGAAUAAUAAAAACAUAGAUAAUAAUAGAACUACCCUUGAAC